Messenger RNA from Cokeromyces recurvatus, 672 nucleotides. RefSeq lists its product as uncharacterized. The transcript has 2 exons. Lineage: Eukaryota; Fungi; Mucoromycota; Mucoromycetes; Mucorales; Mucoraceae. The coding region runs from base 141 to 626 and encodes 161 amino acids. The record is from RefSeq and is a predicted model, not a curated record.
UUUAGGUUUUUACUGAUAGUAUCAUCACUUUAUAUCAUAGUGCUGAACAAAUUUAUGAUGAUGUCGGUGAAACUCUGUCCGAGUCAGAAUCAUGCCUGAAGAACAAUUUAAUAAGCCCCUGUUUGCAAGCGUGUAUAAGAAUGCUUCGCAGCAAUAAAUAUGAUAUUACAUAUGUACCAGGGGAGGUUGAAUUGGCUUCAAUGACAGAACAAUUAAGUAAGCAAGGCCUGUUAGAUACCCGAUAUAUCUAUAAAGCAGAUGGUAAAAUCAGGAUAUAUGUCAACAAGCAAGAAGUUUUGAUUCUUGAAAUAUCCAGUGCCCUAGCACAAGCAACUCAAGAAAAGAUAAACUUUGAUCAUUCCAAAGCAAUGUUUGGAAUGCUCUCAAUCUUGAAAACGCUUGCCAACAAUUAUGACCAUGGAACUUUCGCGUCUUUUAAGAAUAUUAAAAUUCAUUUUGUUCAUGUUUAUGGGCAUGCAGUUAGACACUGGACAAUGAUGACACCAGAGCCAGGAGUGUAUAUAAUGACCAAAGAACAAAGGGCAGAUAUCCCUUUGUGCAUUAACAAUAUGCAUGAUGAACUGAUAUCAUUUAUCCGUUUGCAUUUAAACCUAACUGUGAGAUAAUAGUUAACUUAUUUUAAUCGCAAUAGUCACUGACCGAGUUUUUUUU